This is a messenger RNA of Pimephales promelas (fathead minnow), 2882 nucleotides long. The record is from RefSeq and is a predicted model, not a curated record. NCBI's taxonomy places the organism in Eukaryota, Metazoa, Chordata, Actinopteri, Cypriniformes, Leuciscidae.
AGGGGUGAAAGAGGGAUUUACUGGGUCAAACUUAUACUAAACUACCCCCACCACCGAAGGGAAAGUCAGAAGGAAAAGUGCUGCGACCAAGAAAAAAAAAAAAAAAAAAAAACACCAGACAAAGCGGUGAGGAAACGAUGAACACUGAAAAGCCAGUUGUGCUGUGAUUUACGUCUAAAAGAAAGGUGAACUGAAGCUGGAGAGAGAAGCACAAUGUCACGCUCAGAUGAGGUCAACAAGAUGACAGAAAAUGUCUACAAGGGCAUUCUGGACCAGUUUAACCCCAGUCUGAAGAAUUUUGUCACGAUGGGGAAACACUAUGAAAAGGCUCUGACGGGCGUCACAGUCGCAGCUAAAGGAUACUUUGACGCUCUGGUGAAACUAGGAGAGCUGGCCAGUGACAGCCAGGGCUCAAAAGAACUGGGCGACACAUUAUUCCAGAUGGCAGAGGUUCAUCGGCAGAUCCAGGUCCAACUAGAGGAUGUGCUGAAGCUGUUUCAUUCAGAGCUGCUGUCUCAACUGGAGCAGAAACUGGAGUUAGACAUCAAAUAUCUCACCUCAACGCUGAAGAAGUACCAGAGUGAGAGGAAGUCAAAGGUUGAGUCCAUUGAGCGCUGCCAAUCACAGCUCAAGAAACUGCGGAGGAAGAGUCAAGCUAGUCGUCAUCCCAACAAGUAUGGAGACAGAGAGAUGCAGUAUGUGGAGCUGAUGAGUCGCCGGCAGGGAGAGUUGGACUCUUUAGUUGCCGUUGGUUACCGCUCUGCUCUGACAGAAGAAAGGCGGCGCUAUUGUUUUCUGGUGGACCGUCAAUGUUCAGUCACCAAGAUCCUCGUCAACUACCACUGCAAGGUGAGAGAGCUGUUGUCUCAGAAGCUGACAUCAUGGCAACAGUCAUGUGCCCAGCCAACCAAACUACCAGAACGAGCCCUGAACCUGUUGCGUCACACUGCCCCCCAGAGCUCUGGAGGAGCUGGACUAGCGGAGGUCCUGCGGAACGCUAAACUGGGAAUCUCUCAACCUGGAGAACAAAGGCUGUCUAUUCAGGAAGUCCCACCUCUGUCGAACGGUGACAGCAGCAACCGUUCUCAGCAACAGCAGCGGUCGUCCCAGUCUGACAUUCUCUCCCAGUCUUUCGUCGGCAACACGUCUCAGCAAAAUGGGAAUGCCCACUCCAGUUCUUCCACUAGCCUUGCCCACUCCCAGCCAGCAGUGAGCGUGGCCGGGUUACAGACUUCUCUCUCGGUUAGCCACACCUCCGCAUCCUCCCACGGUUCCCUGCAGGGCCUGACUCCACCUCUAACGGCCCCCCACAGCCCUCCGCUCCCCCACAGCGCCCCUAUGUCCCGCGCACUCACACCUGUCCUGUCCACAGCCCAUCACGCAGUGUCCAGCUCUCCCAGUGCUCCUAAUGUGCUGAAGGGUCCAGAGCUCUACGGCACAUCCACACUGCCACUGCCGAGGAGACAGAGUAGCGACGCUCGGACGGGAUUCUUGGGCUCCACUCUUCCCCGUGUGCUGCCUCUCUGUGGGCCGUCCCGUGUGGAGGCUCUGUUCCCUCACUCCACAGACUCCUCGGAGGGAGAGAAGGGAGGAGCUUCAUGUCUGCUGUCCUUCCUGCCCGGAGACACUCUUUCCCUGCUGAUCAGUGAACCCAGAGACGGCUGGCACUACGGCCAGAACGAGCGAACUGGACGAAAAGGCUGGUUUCCCGUCUCCUACACGCAGACUUAUCCAGACACUCCGGGACAAGACGUCAGCGCUCUUCCCCUGUCGAAGGUGAACAGCACCAGCAUGGGGCAGCUGGACAGGCUUCCUCCCGCUGGUCAGCUACAGCAGGCCUCUCCUGACUCAGAGGACGAGAGGAGUGUCUUAUCUCAGCGGGUCAGCACCUUCAGACCACGACCCUACAGCAUGAUGAACCCCGAAACCAGCAGGAUGAGCCCACGACUGCGCCUGAAGGACAUGAUGUCCAGCGAUUUCACCUCUCCACCGCCAUCACCCACCAGGAUCAAUCCCUUCGCCCAUAUUCGACUCAGGAAGACGGUGACCAAUGAUCGCUCCGCCCCGGUAAUAUAACAGAGCCUUUGAUUGACAACCACAGAUGCUGACUGGAAUAAGGUCACUGAUGCUUAAUGCUUUGAACCUUUGAUAUGCAACACUUUUGCCAACAGAAACACAUUUAGACAGUAACCAAUAGGAUUAAAGUGCAGAUAAAUGAUAAAUUAGCAUUUAGGACAUCAAAUGAAUAUUAUAUAUGUAUUACAUUAUAAGAUAAUGAAAUAUUUGAAGGGUUUUUAUGUUAUUUGGUAUGAGUGCACAUGGAAUAGAGAGGGGGAAAUCUGAUCUAUAACAUUUGAAUUCAUGUUAUGGAUGACAGUGUUUUAAAAGCAUGUCUUUUUAUGUGUGUGUUACAAUACAGCAUCACAUUAGUUUAGAACAGCAAUUAACUCACGUUUACAAUAAGCUGUUUAAAACAUGCUUUCACUCGAUCAUUUUUGAGCAUCUAGACGCUCUGUUAUCAAACAUAUCUCAGAGUAUGCAUUUAUUUUUAAUCAUUUUAACUGUCUUAGACUUCUUAGAUUUCUCAUCCUGUUGUCCCCUCUAUAGGCCAUGGUCAAGCUUAAAGGAAUAGUUGACUUAAAAACAUACUCACCCUCAAGUUAUUACAAACCUGUAUGAAUGUCUUUCUUCUGCUGAACACAAAGGAAGAUAUUUUGAAGAAUGUCAUUUUUCAUUGUUAAAAUUGUCAUCUUUAAGCGGCAUGGCAGAACAUCAAAGUCGACUAGUCUGCGCAACCCUUAAUACAUAUAAAGGAAUAGUUCAUCUAAAUGUAAAUUCUGUCAUUGUUUACUCACUGCCAUGUCUUUUAAAGGGAUAGUUCA